CUGUGUGACCAGGAAAGGAGAUGGAAUUCCUGAACAGAAGCAAUGCAAAUAAACAGAGAACUUGGGAUCUGAGGGGGAAUUCCUUUAAUUGCGACUGUAAACUCAAAUGGCUGGUAGAAUGGCUUAGUCACACCAAUGCAACUGUUGAAGACAUCUACUGCGAAGGCCCUCCAGAAUACAAGAAGCGCAAAAUCAAUAGUCUCUCUUCCAAGGACUUUGACUGUAUCAUUACAGAAUUUGCAAAGUCUCAAGACCUGCCUUAUCAAUCUCUGUCCAUAGACACUUUUUCUUAUCUGAACGAUGAGUAUGUAGUCAUCGCCCAGCCUUUUACUGGAAAAUGCAUUUUCCUUGAAUGGGACCACGUAGAAAAGACUUUCCGGAAUUAUGACAACAUCACAGGCACAUCCACUGUAGUGUGCAAGCCUAUAGUCAUUGACACUCAGCUCUAUGUUAUUGUGGCCCAGCUGUUUGGUGGCUCUCACAUCUAUAAGCGGGACAGUUUUGCAAAUAAAUUCAUAAAAAUCCAGGAUAUUGAAAUUCUCAAAAUUCGAAAACCCAAUGACAUCGAAACAUUCAAGAUUGAAAACAACUGGUAUUUUGUCGUUGCUGACAGUUCGAAAGCCGGGUUUACUACCAUUUACAAAUGGAACGGAAAUGGAUUCUAUUCCCAUCAAUCCUUACAUGCGUGGUACAGGGACACCGAUGUGGAAUAUCUCGAAAUCGUCAGAACGCCGCAGACACUCAGAACGCCUCAUUUAAUCCUGUCCAGUAGUUCCCAGCGUCCUGUAAUUUAUCAGUGGAACAAAGCAACACAGUUAUUCACUAACCAAACUGACAUUCCUAACAUGGAGGAUGUGUAUGCCGUAAAGCACUUCUCAGUGAAAGGCGAUGUGUACAUUUGCUUGACAAGGUUCAUUGGUGAUUCCAAAGUCAUGAAAUGGGGAGGCGCCUCAUUCCAGGAUGUUCAGAGGAUGCCAUCGCGAGGAUCUAUGGUAUUCCAGCCUCUUCAGAUAAAUAGUUACCAAUAUGCAAUUCUUGGGAGCGAUUACUCCUUUACUCAAGUAUAUAACUGGGAUGCAGAAAAAGCCAAAUUUGUGAAAUUUCAGGAAUUAAACGUUCAGGCACCACGAUCCUUCACACAUGUGUCCAUUAAUAAGCGUAAUUUUCUUUUUGCUUCCAGUUUUAAGGGAAAUACGCAGAUUUACAAACACGUCAUAGUUGACCUAAGCGCAUGAGACACCAAAUUCUGUGGCUGCCAUCAGAAACUUUCUACAGUACAUGACCCAGAUGAACUCAAUGCAUGAUGACUCUUCUUAUCACACUUGCAAAUGAAUGCCUUUCAAACAUUGAGACUGCUAGAACUAAGCACUACCAGUAUCUCCAUCCUUAACCGUCCAGUCCAGUGGUGUGGGAAGUUACCUUUUAUAAGACGAAAUUCAGUUGUGUAACUGUUCUUUGCAGUGAAGAUGUGUAAAUAAGCGUUUAAUGGUAUCUGUUACUCCAAAAAGAAAUAUUAAUAUGUACUUUUCCAUUUAUUUAUUCAUGUGUUCAGAAACAACUGCCAAAUAAAAUGUUUACAUUUUCUUUCAUA
Messenger RNA from Otolemur garnettii (small-eared galago), 1591 nucleotides. Its product is annotated as leucine-rich glioma-inactivated protein 1. The record is from RefSeq and is a predicted model, not a curated record. The transcript is spliced from 4 exons. The coding region runs from base 21 to 1235 and encodes 404 amino acids. NCBI's taxonomy places the organism in Eukaryota, Metazoa, Chordata, Mammalia, Primates, Galagidae.